GCCCUGCGCGGCCACUCGCACUUCGUCAGCGACGUGGUCAUCUCCUCCGACGGGCAGUUCGCCCUGUCCGGCUCCUGGGACGGCACCCUGCGCCUCUGGGACCUCACCACAGGCACCACCACCCUGAGCGUGGCCUUCUCGUCUGACAACCGGCAGAUCGUCUCGGGCUCCCGGGACAAGACCAUCAAGUUGUGGAACACCCUGGGCGUCUGCAAGUACACCGUGCAGGAUGAGAGCCACUCGGAGUGGGUGUCCUGCGUCCGCUUCUCCCCCAACAGCAGCAACCCCAUCAUCGUCUCCUGCGGCUGGGACCAGCUGGGGAAGGUGUGGAACUUGGCCAACUGCAAGCUGAAGACCAACCACAUCGGGCACACGGGCUACCUGAACACCGUGACGGUCUCCCCCGACGGCUCCCUCUGCGCCCCCGGCGGCAAGGACGGCCAGGCCAUGCUGUGGGACCUGAACGAGGGCAAGCACCUGUACACGCUGGACGGCGGCGACAUCAUCAACGCCCUGUGCUUCAGCCCCAACCGCUACUGGCUCUGUGCUGCCACCGGGCCCAGCAUCAAGAUCUGGGACCUGGAGGGCAAGAUCAUCGUAGACGAGCUGAAGCAGGAAGUGAUCAGCACCAGCAGCAAAGCCGAGCCGCCCCAGUGCCGCAGACGGACCCUGUUCGCCGGGGACACGGAUAACCUGGUGCGCGUCUGCCUGUUCGCCGGGUACACGGAUAACCUGGUGCGCGUCUGGCAGGUCACCAUCGGGACCCGGUGAGGGGCCCGGGGCCCCGCCUGCCUCUUGUGUAAAGAUACCCAAUAAAAAGUCGAUUUUGGAGGUUU
Messenger RNA from Pelodiscus sinensis (Chinese soft-shelled turtle), 836 nucleotides. The record is from RefSeq and is a predicted model, not a curated record. Lineage: Eukaryota; Metazoa; Chordata; Testudines; Trionychidae.